GAAAAUUCCAUACAACUAAAAAGAUGAUGAAACAACGUCGUUUCCCGAAAAAACGUAAAAUUAAAGCCUAGUUUUUAUAUAAAACAAAUUCUCUUUUAUUUUCGCUCAUUAAAUUUUUUGAUUUUAUUUAAAUCUCUGGAAUCGCAAAUCCCAACCUUAUUUAAGAAGAAAAAGAAUUUCUUUCACGGAAGACAAACAUCAAGCCAUGGCCAACAGCUCCUUCAAGUUUGAACAUCCUUUGGAAAGAAGGCAGGCAGAAUCUGCCCGUAUUAGGGAGAAGUAUCCUGAUAGAAUACCAGUUAUUGUGGAGAGGGCUGAAAGAAGUGACAUACCUGACAUCGACAAAAAGAAAUACCUUGUUCCAGCUGAUCUGACUGUUGGCCAGUUUGUUUAUGUGGUUCGAAAGAGAAUAAAGCUCAGCGCUGAGAAGGCUAUAUUCAUCUUUGUCAGGAAUGUUUUGCCACCCACCGCUGCCAUGAUGUCAGCAAUUUAUGAAGAAAACAAAGAUGAGGAUGGUUUCCUGUAUAUGACCUAUAGCGGCGAGAACACAUUUGGAUUAUCAAUGAAGGUACAGUGAAGCUAUGAUCAUGGAAGCUCUUAAAAAGUUCAAGACAGCAAUGAAUAGAUGUAAAUUCUUGGCUUUCUGCUCUAACCAUGGAUAGAAAAUGCGUAAAACUCCAAAAUGCUGCUCUUUAAAAUUCUGUAUGUAUGACUGCUUUUUAAUCUUAUGCCAUGUAUGCGGUUCCUUCUUAUAUGAAUCCACUGGUUGAGCAAAUUAAGUUUUCA
Molecule: messenger RNA, 786 nt
Organism: Jatropha curcas
Lineage: Eukaryota; Viridiplantae; Streptophyta; Magnoliopsida; Malpighiales; Euphorbiaceae
Product: autophagy-related protein 8c
Source: RefSeq, a predicted model, not a curated record